Messenger RNA from Babesia sp. Xinjiang, 819 nucleotides. RefSeq lists its product as uncharacterized. The record is from RefSeq and is a predicted model, not a curated record. Gene Ontology annotation, cellular component: membrane. The transcript is spliced from 4 exons. Bases 1 to 819 code for a protein of 272 amino acids. Lineage: Eukaryota; Apicomplexa; Aconoidasida; Piroplasmida; Babesiidae. Gene Ontology annotation, biological process: vesicle-mediated transport.
AUGUUUACGGGUAAAUUCACCCCGCCGUCGUUCGGCCCAUCUAACCUCAAGUACGAAAAACUGAUCGCGACCAACCUGAAACACAUCCGUGCUGAAAUUUUGUAUACGGAACACAAUAUCGGUGACUUAUCGAACCGUUUUGCAUCCCAGCGUCUUGUAAAUACAAUCCAGAACAAACUGGACAAUGUAUUUUCAUUAAUCAGUGUUACUGAGGGUUAUUUAAGCGAAUGGGAAUCGGAUAUAGCGCGUUCCCCUGGACUUUCUGAUGCCAACGGUACUUUCGAACGGUUGAAAGGCCAAUUCAACCGUGAAGUAUCUAGAGCUAGGCACUUGGCAGAAAUGCUGAAGAAAAGACCACAAAUGCAACAUUCUGAUUCGAUAGAAGAGACCUCAACUAUCGACAGUGUACCUGGUAGUGCCCAGGUAGACUACAACUUUAUAAAUUCGGCAAAAUCAGACCCUGACUGUGAAAUACAGGCUAUACAACACUUUGAUCUUGUUGAAUUCGAUAGCGGUCGUGAUCUAUUGACGGAUUCUUUGAUAGAGUCUCGUACGCAGGGGAUCAAUCACAUUCGCUCUCAGAUAGAGCAGGCCCGUGGGAUAUUCAACAACAUCGCGACCAUUGUAGCGGUUCAGGAUGGCGGCUUACAACAGCUAGAGCGCAACUUGAAGGAUGCCCAUGAUAACAGUGAGGAGGUUUUGAAGGACGUGGAAUCGUUAGUAACAUCUCGCCGUCGCAGUUCUCGUAGGAGGUAUGUCAUAUAUACAUCUACUGCAAUGCUUACAGGCGCGUAUGGCUAUGUGGCAUCUCUACUAUAG